Molecule: messenger RNA, 5768 nt
Organism: Dermacentor albipictus
Lineage: Eukaryota; Metazoa; Arthropoda; Arachnida; Ixodida; Ixodidae
Product: carbonic anhydrase-related protein 10-like
Molecular function (GO): carbonate dehydratase activity; zinc ion binding
Source: RefSeq, a predicted model, not a curated record
GCCAAUUCAAUAGCUUCACCAUAGCGCCAAUGCUCACUGCACGAGCGCAUGCGGCCAUGGAAGCAGUAGCACGUGCCGUGGGUGGAAGCACGUGGUCCGCGCGUCCCGCCAGGGGCGCUGCCGUGAGAGGCGGCGCUGCCGGUCACGUGGUACAACCGCCGCGGCCGGAGAGGAGGGGUCUCGGCGGCCGCGAUGUGGGCACACGCGUUCCGGCCGGCCUGCCAUGAGGGCCUCCGCCGAUGGAGACGACGACGACGGAGCCCCCCGUGCUGCUGAUGCUGCUGCUCUUCGGAUGCCUCGCUUCGCUGCUGCCCGGUGUUGCUGGAAACUGGGACGAUUGGUGGACUUACGAAGGCAUCUCAGGUCCGGACUUCUGGGGACGGCUAAAUCCUGCCUGGAGCCUGUGCAGCACGGGGCGGCGGCAGUCUCCUGUCAACAUAGAACCGCGGCAGCUGCUCUUCGACCCGAACCUCAAGCCGAUUGCGGUUUCAAAUCACAGGGUGGACGGGCUUCUGCAGAACACGGGCCAAGGCAUCGUGUUCCGCCUGUCCGAAGACGACGAACUGGGCGGCGUAAACAUCAGCCUCGGGCCGCUCUCAUACCGGUACCGCGUCUACGAGCUGCGGCUGCAUUUCGGCCGCACCGAAGACCGAGGCUCCGAGCACUCCGUCUCCGGAUUCGUCUUCCCGGCAGAGCUCCAGAUCCUGGGCUACAACUGCGACCUCUACGCCAACGUGUCUGAAGCCAGGCAACGAGCACAGGGCCUCGUCGCAUUAGCAGUUAUCAUUAAGCUACGAGACUCCGCCAACGUAGAACUUCGGCUUCUCACCAGCCAACUGCUGCACCUGGCCUUUAAAGGGUCCCACGUGGCCGUAAAGUCGGUGUCUAUCCGCGACCUGCUUCCUGACACGGACAGUUACAUGACCUACGAGGGUUCGAGCACGACGCCUGGCUGUGAGGAGACGGUCACCUGGAUCCUGAUGAACCGCCCUCUGUACAUGACGCGCCAACAGCUGUUCGCCACGCGGAAGCUGAUGCAGGGUGACGCGUUCCACCCGAAGGCACCGCUCGGGAACAACUUCAGGCCCACGCAGCCACUCCACGGCCGCGUCGUUCGCACCAACAUUGAUAUUAGGAGCGAUGACUGCCCUGGAAUGCAGGUCAACAAGUUUUACCAAGCGAACCUGGAUCUCCUCAGCCGAUAGCAGCCGUGGGCGGACAGUGACGGACGGAUGGAGCACAACGUCGGAUCCGAUAGAAGAAAACGCCGCCGACGGGAUUCGAUCCUUCGGAGAUUGCGCUCCCUGCGCAACGCAGACAGACCCGCCGCCGUGACCUGUACGCUAGGGUGCUCCGGGAAUCGCAACACCAAGCUGACGAUACAGUGUGCCCUCGCGCAAACCAAAGUUUGGUUGACCGAAACUGCCCCCAAACACAGAACUGUAUGAGUGCAGUUUUGACUGAUCUCUCGUGAUUUUUCUCGUCACAAUAAUUAGAACACUCUGUAUAAGUGGAAUAUGUUUCGUUCGCUUCUGUUUAAAGCAACCAAAACGGAGGAUUCCUUGCUGUGAUGAACGUGAGAUGUUGUUACGCUUUACUUGCGGCGCUAUAUUUCGAGGUGAGAGAAAACCCGGUGUAGCCAUGAUUAUCCCAUCGGCAGGUUUCAGUGUGUAACCGCGCAACUAUAGUUGCGGUCAUUCGCACUAAACCUUCGCUAUGUGUAUUGCUGAGCUUGCUUACUAAAACGGAAUGGCAUCGUAAUGACAGAGAGCGUCUCAACGUUGUCACGUAAUCUCGCGGACAGCGUGUUCAGUGGAUAUUUGAUGGACUGAUAGAUUGAUGAGACGCGACCAUUCAAUACGAUGAGGGCGCCCGGUUAAAGCGGGACAGAGACAGUUAGAUAUAUUUGCCAGAUAUACUUGUCCUGUAGAACUUAUUAAGGAUGGGUUUGAUGGUGAUGAACAUCCGGACGACUAUCAUGGUCAUGACUGUGAUGUCGUUUUGCUGUGUCAGUUAUCAUGGCGCAAUAGUGCAACAGCGGCUCCACUUCGCUUGGUGGCGGCAGUGUUUCGUUCGUUUUCUGAAGAAACCCACCCAGCUAUGCCGACCUCUCAAGUUCGUGCGUAAGUUAUUUGCAACGUCCGUGUACGACAUGACGAAAGCGCCGAUAAAGUGACAGUGUCGAUCUUUCUCGCGUAGUAUGUAGUACAAAGGUAACAAAUGUUUCGAUUUCUUGAGCUCUCGACGCAACAACGUCAUCGACGGCCAAAAACAAAGCCGAAGCUUCGGUAAUCGGUUGUCAUCGAGUUCAAAAGCUUCUAUAUUUUUCUGAUCGAUAGAAGCCCGCUAAGAGCAGACGCUGUUAAUGCUAACAGUGUUAUUGCUAUUGUUCGUUGAUUCAUCAGAGCAGAAAAGAGAGACAGAGAGACAAAGAAAAUGAGAUCAGUGUGGUUAACCGGAACAGAAAAUAUGGAAACAUUAAACUGAGGGACAGGAGAGUGGGUGAUGAAAGCGCUGCUAAGAUUCUUAAGGGCGACAAAUCUGCACAAAUGGUUUUAGCCUUAAUUCCUGUUCAUUCUGUGCCGCGUGAUCCUGUGCUGUGAUCACGUGCGAUGCUUGUGAGCGCACGUGAUCGUGUUCCCUGUGCUCUCUGUCUCUUUCUCUCUCUCUUCGUCUUAUAUUAUACCAGAAAGGUUUGUGUUUCUGUCACAACCAAAAGGAGCUGCGUCAAUGGUGGGCUAUUCAUUCGUAUGAAAUUCCUGCGUAGCGUUUUUGUGCAUUCGGUUUUGAGCACUCAUUGUAAAUUGUAGCAAAAAUGUCGCAGAAGAACUAUUAACUCUUGUUCUCUGUGCCAAAGUCCCGCAAACGGUCAUUUUAUGCUCCUUGACAAAGUACUGUCUCAUCGAUAUCGUUCAUUAUGCUUAGCUAGAAUAGGACACCUCAUGUUCUUCCAACGCAAAGCAGCAGGUGCACAAGCUGCACUGCGUGGAAGCGGGUAACUCGGAGAGCAGGGGCUCCUAGAACAGCGAUCACACGCAAAGGCCGCUCAAACACUCGAGGAGCGAUUUGCGUCACCGCUCACUCGACAUUCGAAGUUUUAAAACGUGCAAUAGACAGAAAAUUCAUUCUCAGUUUCGUCACUUAGAGACUGAUUUGAAAAAGAAAAGAAAACAGGGCCCAGUUCCCACGCUUUAUUCUUGAGAGCCGCGUUGAUAUUGGAGGGAACGCUUGCAGGUAUUGAUUUGCGCGCAGUACGUGUGAAAAGUGUGACAGCUACCACCCGGACAAACGCUACUGGUUCUACGUCUUUCAGUGGCACUGUAGCGCUCCUGGAACCAUAAGCUCACACUCUUCAUCGAAGCACCACAGAGCGGCCUACUGAGGGCGUUGUGUUACGUAUGCGGCCUGGGCCCAAUGUGAGUUUGAGACUCGCGCUCCACGCUGUCUACUUUGUCUGCGAGGGUGGAUGUUGUUUAUUUUGCCUUCUUGCGAACUCACCUCACGCCCAGUAUCCCUCCUCUUCCGGUACUCCACGGGCGUGCUACAGACAAGAAGCGGGGAGAGCAUUUCUCCCGGUGCUAUGAGGUGAAGCGACCAAGAUUUUCCUGGAGCGAGAUCGGAGUAUUGGAGUUGAGGUGGUAGUUUAGCGAUGGCGGACUUGGUACGGGGUUCGCAUAUUUCGACAAUACCAAAUGAAGGCUCGAGCAUUUGCAUAGUCAUCGUGGCCAACGGCUGGCCUGGCCGAGCAGAUGGUAUCUAUAUAUUUGUUUGUAUUGUUAAACAUCCGAAAGCCACACUGCUCUUGAGAGACGCCACUGCGAAGGGUUCCGGAUCAGUGUUUACCGCUUGGUAUUCCUUGACGUGCAAUUAAACACACACGAGUGUUCUUCCUUCAGCCCCUAUUGCAGUGAAGCCACCGAGGUUAGCCAUGAUGAAACUACGGCUGAGCAGAAUGCCUAGAGGCUCAGCUUUGUUGAUCACUAAGAGGUAGACGCAAGUGUUUUAAUCACCAUGGAAAUGACAGGAAGUACGCAAACAUCGCUUGUCUUGAAAGUAGACUUGCUCGCGGAAGCACGUGAGGACUUAUUUUAUUUUUAUUUUGUUUUUAUUUAUUUUUUUGAAGUUGAUAUAGUGGCCCACUCGCUUCGCAACCUACCGCCUCUACAGCAACUCAAAAUAUAACAUGCGACACUAAGUGAGUUAUAUAGGAUUAAUCGCAACGAAUUCUGGGAAACACUUAGGCACCACGCUCGAGGGGGUAAAUUGGUUUCGACAGUGCCAACGGGUAAUUAAAUCAAGAUCUCCAAGAAAGGUUGAAUGGGAGCGAUCUCGUAAUUGUCAUCUAACGAAUCUGCGCUGAUAAGUUAGCUUCAAGACGGUUGGUGUAAGGAGCUACGUGUACGUCCCAAGUCAAGUCACUGUAAUGUCAGGAGAAAUCCAAGUGUCAUUCAUUACUCUCGCGCUGGUUCGACUGCCGUGCUGGCGACUACCUUAGAUACUUGCGGCAAAUUUCACCUCAGUAAUUAUUUCAUCAAGCUUCAUCGUUUCGUUUAGGUGUAACCGGCUCCGUGCUCUCCUCACUACGGCUCGCGAUUUACCGAACGAGACCACUUAGCCAAUGCUACCCUCUUCACCUUAGCUCGACCUCAGCUGUGACGAGUGUGAAUCUACGUGAUCCUCGAAUGACGACUACCUCACGCUGAGAAGAAUAGUGUCAAGUGCCAUUCACAAGUUGACUCAAGCGAACGGUGACAGAUGCCACGUGUAUGUUUUUUUUUCUUUAACUUCGCUGCCCUCUUCUGUCUAGAAAAGUAAAACGUAACUCUCCUACCUAAAUCUUUUUUUUUUUUCGGAAGAGAGAGAGAGAGAACACUGUCUCCUCAAGGCAUACAUAUAUGUUCCAAAUUACUUCAUUCUAAAGGUACACCAUCUCACUGACGGUAGGUCUUGACCCGAGAGUGAAACCAAUAAUUGCACGUCGGCAAUGACAUUUUACUAAUGAUGAUUGCACCUCGUGCGAAUGCUAACGUUGAAGCCAAAUACAGACAGCUUACAAGAUGUUUCGAACACGAAUACAAAAUUAUAAGGUUUUGUCGAUGGAUCUCACACGAAAGUCCAUUUCGGUUUCCUUUUCAAAGUACAGAGCGCACCACAUGUUGAAGCUCAAAUCAAGCAGACUGAGAAAUCCCCUUUGUAUAUUUCUUAGUCUGAUCUUGAAAUUUUCCUUCCUUUGUUCGCCACAAUGAGCUAUAUUGAAACCACUGAGGCAUUUACUAUUCACUGUCUCCUCAACACUUACGUGAGGGCAAGUAAAACAAAGAUUGUGCAUCUUGGAAAGAACCAGCUUCUCUGUGAAGUUGAUCAUGCUUUCCCUCUAUAUUUUUUGACACCAACUGAGCCUCUCUAAAAACAAAGAACUCCGUAUCUCCUUUUGCUUGCUGUUGUGUGGUCAGCUUCCUGCUGCCAUUUUCCCAUACAGUUAGCAAAUAAAAUAAAAAUAAAGACAGAAGCGGCCAACUGGUCACGCCGAAGUUGUUGCAGUUUUCUCGCGUUUGCACUGUUAUUUGCAUGAUUGCUCUUACUGGCUCUUGAAUUGCUAUAUAUUACAUGAAUGUGCAAUUCAUAUUGCCUGUACCGAAUGUCGAACACCGCAAUACACGUGUACAAACGCGAAGUGCAAGAACUUGUGUUGAUGAUUUGUCAUGUCGUUGGCUGCAUUGCGACCAUGUAAGGGUUGAAAUUUAGGAAAAAUUAAAAUGAUACGUAAC